Molecule: messenger RNA, 540 nt
Organism: Notodromas monacha
Lineage: Eukaryota; Metazoa; Arthropoda; Ostracoda; Podocopida; Cyprididae
Source: the annotation of a GenBank genome assembly
UUCACUGUGACCUCUUUUGCAGUUUCUUCGAUCGGUGGCAAAUGCGCAGUCGACGAACAAUGCUGGCGAGUCACAAACUUGUCCAUUUGCGAUAAUCCCACGAUGCUGUGUUCAUGUCCGGUACGAUACGUCAACGACGCGAAUGGCAAAACGUGCCUGCCAGUUAAGCGCUUGGACGAACCCUGCGUGAUCAGCGAGCAAUGCUUGGCCACAUCACCCGAUUCAACGUGUCUGAAGAAUGCUGAUGCUCUUGGACUUGGAGAGGAUUGUGUCACUGGUGACUUGUGCCAGGCUCGAGUGACAGGGUCGACUUGCGAUGCAGGUUCGAAAAAGUGCGUCUGUGAAGCCAACAACUACAUACAAUUCAGGAUACCCAAUCAAACGUUGGAUACUUGCAUACCAGUGGUAUCCCUCGACGGAAUCUGCGUCUAUGACGAAUCUUGCCAAGCAACAGAUGCGAAUGCUCUUUGUUUGUCUCAGAACGGAGAAAAGCGAUGUGGCUGCAAUUCAAAAAACUUCACUGCCGUGCUUGGCCAGUGC